AUGAACACAGAUCUCCCCGAGGAGCUCCUCGGGAGCUUUAAAGAAGCCGCCUUCCAGGUCACCAAACUGUACAAGGCUGCCGCUGCCGCCCACGGCAAGGGCCGGGCGGACGGCUACCAAGACUGCCUGGACGACCUGCUGGCCUUCCUCGACAAGGAAAACAUCGGCGCGGCCGCUGGCGAGGGAUGGAAGGUUAGGAACUGGGCAUCCGAGCGGUUGGUCCGCCGGGAACGUGAUGGCGUCUCCCAGACGGCCGAGAGCGAAGGCGAGGAGGAAGCGGACAAGGUGGACACUGCAUCGUCACCAGAACUGCACCGGGCGGACAGCAAUAUCCCCAUGCAGCCCGCGGCGAACUAUACGGCCAUGCGAACCGACUCUGCACCGCCCUCGGUCAGACCGUCUGUCGAGGAUGCGGGGAUAGUUGUCCCUUCACAGGACACGUUCGAGUUCCGAUCCCAAAUGCAAUACCCGCAAGACUCUUCAGACCUCUCCAUCGCCACGCUAGACCUGUCAGACUCGAGAUCUCACGAGAUGUCAACCUCAACACCAGCAGUUUCGAUAGCAAGACCACCGAGACCUCGCCAUAACGCGGCCGGCCAGAGAAACUUGUCUCGCUCGUCGAACCUCCUGGGCCGCGGCGCAGGUCAAAAACGCAAGCUCAACAUUCCCGAGCUGGAGUUCUUUGAGAGCCUCGGGCAUUACGGGAAGGACUUCUUCGGCAACAGGGGCGGCAAGAGAAACAAGCACGCUUAG
This is a messenger RNA of Thyridium curvatum, 753 nucleotides long. RefSeq lists its product as uncharacterized. NCBI's taxonomy places the organism in Eukaryota, Fungi, Ascomycota, Sordariomycetes, Thyridiales, Thyridiaceae. The record is from RefSeq and is a predicted model, not a curated record. The transcript has a single exon. Bases 1 to 753 code for a protein of 250 amino acids.